Arvicola amphibius (Eurasian water vole) is the source of this 1020-nucleotide messenger RNA. It is a transcript of the gene Gpr17, whose product is annotated as G protein-coupled receptor 17. The transcript has a single exon. The record is from RefSeq and is a predicted model, not a curated record. NCBI's taxonomy places the organism in Eukaryota, Metazoa, Chordata, Mammalia, Rodentia, Cricetidae. Gene Ontology annotation, cellular component: membrane. The coding region runs from base 1 to 1020 and encodes 339 amino acids. Gene Ontology annotation, molecular function: G protein-coupled receptor activity. Gene Ontology annotation, biological process: phospholipase C-activating G protein-coupled receptor signaling pathway; positive regulation of Rho protein signal transduction.
AUGAAUGGCCUGGAGGCAGCCCUACCGAGUCUGACAGACAACUCCUCCCUGGCUUACUCUGAGCAAUGUGGACAGGAGACCCCCCUAGAGAACAUGCUUUUCGCUUGCUUCUACCUUCUGGAUUUCAUCCUAGCUUUUGUGGGCAAUUCUCUGGCCCUGUGGCUCUUCAUAUGGGACCAGAAGUCAGGGACCCCGGCCAACGUGUUCCUGAUGCACCUGGCGGUGGCAGACUUGUCCUGUGUACUGGUCCUGCCCACUCGGCUGGUUUACCACUUCUCUGGGAAUCACUGGCCAUUCGGGGAAAUCCCAUGCCGACUCACUGGCUUCCUCUUCUACCUCAAUAUGUACGCCAGCAUCUACUUCCUCACCUGCAUCAGCGCUGAUCGGUUCCUGGCCAUCGUGCACCCUGUCAAGUCCCUCAAGCUUCGGCGACCUCUCUAUGCCCACCUGGCCUGUGCCUUCCUGUGGGUGGUGGUGGCUGUGGCUAUGGCCCCACUGCUAGUCAGCCCACAGACUGUGCAGACCAACCACACGGUUGUCUGCCUGCAACUGUACCGGGAGAAGGCCUCCCACCACGCCCUGGCAUCCCUGGCUGUGGCUUUCACCUUCCCCUUCAUCACCACAGUCACCUGCUACCUGCUGAUCAUUCGCAGCCUGCGCCAGGGUCCCCGCAUAGAGAAGCAUCUCAAGAACAAAGCCGUCCGCAUGAUCGCUAUGGUUCUGGCCAUCUUCCUCAUCUGUUUUGUGCCCUACCACGUCCACCGUUCCGUCUAUGUGCUUCACUACCGCGGCAGGGGGACUUCAUGCGCCGCUCAGCGUGCCCUGGCCCUCGGCAACCGGAUCACCUCCUGUCUCACCAGCCUCAACGGGGCCCUGGACCCUGUCAUGUACUUCUUCGUGGCUGAGAAGUUCCGCCAUGCCUUGUGCAACUUGCUCUGCAGCAAACGGCUCGCGGGACCCCCUCCCAGCUUUGAAGGAAAGACCAACGAGAGCUCCCUAAGUGCCCGAUCCGAGCUGUGA